CCUCAUAGAUCGCUCAAACCCAACUGCUGCCAUUAGGUCAAUGAGUGAGGUAGCUCGUGCUGUUGUCGAAAACAAGCUCUCUCUCAUAAUUUUUCCUGAGGGGACCAGGUCGAAGACUGGACGAUUGCUUGCUUUCAAAAAGGGUUUUGUCCACCUGGCAUUGCAAACCCGCCUCCCUAUAGUUCCUAUGGUCCUAACUGGUACUCAACGAGCAUGGGCAAAGGGCAGCAUGCAUGUUCGAGCUACACCCCUCGCUGUAAAGUAUCUCCCUCCUAUAAAAACUGAUGAAUGGGUGGCCGACAAGAUCGAUGACUAUGUAAAAUUGGUGCAUGACCUAUACAUUCAGCACCUCCCAGAGUCCCAGAGGCCUCUUGUGGCCCCUGAUCCUUGUAAUAAGUCGUGAGGGAAACACGUCUCUCUUGUAAAUACUCAGGCUAGAGAGUUGCUGUAUCAAGUACUACAGUACUAAAUGGCCUGUAUAUUCUUUUUCAGCUGGGAGAUAGGGGUGGCUUGUAGUCUGUGUGGUCAUGUUGUACUAUCUGAUCAGAUUGAAAUCUGAGCAACAUCAUUACAUGCUUUGUUUCAGAUGAACUUUUUUCUACCA
Messenger RNA from Eucalyptus grandis, 604 nucleotides. Its product is annotated as 1-acyl-sn-glycerol-3-phosphate acyltransferase-like. The transcript is spliced from 3 exons. Gene Ontology annotation, cellular component: endoplasmic reticulum. Bases 41 to 403 code for a protein of 120 amino acids. Gene Ontology annotation, biological process: phosphatidic acid biosynthetic process. Gene Ontology annotation, molecular function: 1-acylglycerol-3-phosphate O-acyltransferase activity. The record is from RefSeq and is a predicted model, not a curated record. Lineage: Eukaryota; Viridiplantae; Streptophyta; Magnoliopsida; Myrtales; Myrtaceae.